AUGGUUUUGUCUCCAUUAGUAACUUUACUCUUUUUGGCUAGCAUCGUUUCCAGUACUGCUCCUCCGGCGCACUUCUCUAGCAGCGAGAUCCUGGGCAAAGCGAUAGAAGCUUUAGGUGGAGCAGAUGCCUUGAGAGCGAUUAACGGGAUUUCCUAUCAUUCAUAUCUUUACCGUACUCAGUCUCUGGAAGAGAGCAAAACUCCAGGCAUUCCUGACACGGGCGUUGCUUCUUCAGGCUCUGAGACGAUCUCCUACGACUUUUCAGGAAAUUCCUCAGAAGUGGUACAGAGAAUAGACAAAACAUACACCCUAGGGAACUUUUGGAAUUUUGCCCGACCCAAUCUCGAUCCAGUUGAUGUUUCGAUCGUUGUACAUGGCGGUAGUGCAGGGUACGGAUGUUACGUGAAGGGAAACGAGCACAUUUUCAAUGAUCCCAGCAGCGCCUUUGGGUACACUGAUGGUAAGUACAUUGCUGUGACAGAUAUAUCUCUCAACAUAACUGUCAUUUUCGAUCCAGAAAGCUUUCUGCCUUACUUGGUUCGGUCGUACGAAGACCAUUUGAUUUUUGGCCCCUCCACGAACGACUAUGUCUUAACAAAUUACACCGAAAUCGGAGGAAUCAAGUUCCCCCGCCUCGUACAAAUCAUGUACAAUGAAAACAGUCUUCUUUUACACUCUUUAAGAGAUACUAUCACGAUCAAUCCCACUUUCGACGUCGGCUUCUUUGAUGGCAUUCCGCUCUCGCAAAUUGGAAGUACGUUUUCUCUGUCGCCUCCCUCUGCGCCAGUGCUAUCAACAGAGUAUGGCGCGGCGGAAGUAUUCGAGAAUAACGGGAACCUGGUUUGGUAUGGGCCUUACCCAGGAUCUCUCGCAAAUUUAACCGUUACGCGACCUGUUCCCGAACUUCCAAAUCUAUAUCACUUGGACUUUGAAGGAAGUAUUUACACGUGUACUGUAGGAGUAUUUGAUGACUUUGUCAUGGUCACCGAUGCAGCUCCACAUCAGAGUAAGCUGGUCAUCAAGUGGGUGCAGGAGCAACUGCACAGAAAAGUUACACAUUUAUUAGUGACCCACCACCAUCAUGACCACAAUUACGGUGCCGUAGAUUUCGUUGCAGCAGGCGCAACGCUUGUUGUCCCAGAGGAUUACACCUACUACUGGCAGGCAAUUCCAGGAGUGAAGUUUGAAACCGUUGCAGAGGGCAAACCAUUCAAGCACAAAGACUCCGGGAUGCAAGUUCGUGCGAUCUGGCACAAUAAAUUUGUCCACGCCGACGAUUGGAUGUAUUUUGUUUGGACAACAGCAUGCCCAGGAGCAGACUCGCCAAUGGUAGCUACUAUUGCGGACGCCUGGUCUCCUGGCUUUAUUGGCUAUGAGUUUGAUCAUCUCUUGGCUUCGCAGUAUCUAGACCUUGCCAGGGAAGACCACAUGCCACAUGAUUACCUGGUUGUACCAAUCCACGGAACUCCUCACAAUGUGACGGAUUUGUAUGAGUUGCUUGGAUAUGCGUAUCCGAAAUACGUGACAACGGACUUCCUACCAGGAGGGCACUUGUGUUAA
Hyaloscypha bicolor E is the source of this 1560-nucleotide messenger RNA. RefSeq lists its product as uncharacterized. The record is from RefSeq and is a predicted model, not a curated record. The transcript has 8 exons. NCBI's taxonomy places the organism in Eukaryota, Fungi, Ascomycota, Leotiomycetes, Helotiales, Hyaloscyphaceae. The coding region runs from base 1 to 1560 and encodes 519 amino acids.